Pocillopora damicornis (cauliflower coral) is the source of this 1849-nucleotide messenger RNA. RefSeq names its product coiled-coil domain-containing protein 22 homolog. Gene Ontology annotation, biological process: positive regulation of ubiquitin-dependent protein catabolic process. Gene Ontology annotation, molecular function: cullin family protein binding. NCBI's taxonomy places the organism in Eukaryota, Metazoa, Cnidaria, Anthozoa, Scleractinia, Pocilloporidae. The record is from RefSeq and is a predicted model, not a curated record.
UCCAAGAUGGAGGAGGUGGACAACAUAAUUAUUCACACGUUCAGACAAGUCGGCUGUGACAUCCCAGAGGAUGUUUCAAGUCUAAAGGAGUUUACCACAGCCAUGAUUGUAGCAGCAACAUCAAAAUGUCUUCAUAUGAUCAAAGAAGAUCUUCAGAUUCCAUCUGUGUUGCCUGCUAGCAUGUCGUCUAAGUUCCGUCUUGGAACAACCCUUGCCAAUGCUUGUCAGGAAGUUGGAUACCGUGGCGAGAUUGGCUAUCAGACCUUUCUAUAUUCCAACGAAGCUGAUAUCAGGAAAUUGUUUAUGUUUUUGGUGGAGCAUCUUCCAAAAGAGAGUUCAGAAUCAGCUGGGGAACCUUUAGGCUCAUCUGUAAUGUUACAAAGGCGAAUAUCAGUAGAGUUGUCCAAGAGGCUUAAGAGACCUUGGACUCCUUCAUUUUGCAAAAAGGACAGCAUCAGCUGGAGUGGAACUAAGCCCCAAGCUUGGCACAAAGAGGGAGCCAGAUCUGUGCGGAGAUUUCAUGCUUGCCCUGUGAGAGUACCAGAGGGUCUUGGAGAUUUAACCAAGAAAAUUCCUAAAGAAUUAAAAGCUUACUAUAGCAACUCAAUGCCACUCAUUACAAGCCAGCCAUCUUGCCGCCAAGAUGUUGCACCAUCUGUGUUAGAAGCCAAUGCCAUAUCUGUCACUCUAGCCAAUGAAUGGGAAAAUGAAUGGAAUCAAAGUGGAUUAGCAUCACGGCUGUCUAAAGAGGAAUACCUUGCUCAGAAGAGGGAGCGUCUGGAGAAGAAGAUCAAACAGCACUUACAGAGUGAGCUGCAGAGGGCUGACCUGAAAGCUGCAGCAAGUGGUGACCUCAGUGACAUUGUUUCAUCCCUUUCAGACAAAGCUUUAGGUUCCUCUGCACCUUCUAAAGGAUCAAGAUUUACUCACACUGAACAACUUCAGUUUGCACAAGAUGAACAAAAGGCUGCUGCCAUGGUAGGACUCACUGAGGAAGGUCCUCCUGAAGUGGACACAGAAGAGGAGAUGAGGAAAAAAAGGGAGGAGGAACUCGAAGCGCUGCAAUCUAAACUGGGUGAACUGAGUGCUGGCAUCGAACGCGAUGAACUGGAGAUCAAGAAGUCUCUAGCUGGUAUACAACAGGCAAAUGAACAGAUCGCCAGUCAGAAGACCAAAAACUCUGAGCAGGAAGAAUUUUACAAAGUGAAGAAAAGAACAAUGGACUUGCUGCCUGAUGCAGAGAACAACAUCGCUAAACUACAGAGUGUUGUAGAUUCCAGUGCGCAGCGACUUGUGAACUUGGCUCAGCAGUGGGAGCAACACAGGGCUCCUCUGAUUGAUCAGUAUAGGGAGUUGAAACAGCUCAAUGCCAACAGAGCGUCUGAAGCUCAAAAACAAUUGGAAGAGAUUAGAUCUCUUCGAGAAAAAAUGAAGGAAGUUGCAGAUGAAGCCAGAGGGAAAGAAGAACUGCAUAAACAGCUGAUUGCUGAAUAUGAGACGAUGAGGAAAGAUGUCAACAGGUCCGCGUACACUCGGCGUAUAUUGGAAAUUGUAGGAAACAUCAAAAAACAGAAAGAAGAAAUUAACAAGACUUUGAUCGACACGAAAGAUCUUCAAAAGGAAAUCAAUCAGUUAUCUGGGAAGCUGGACCGAACAUUUGCCGUCACGGAUGAACUUAUUUUUAGGGAUGCCAAAAAAGACGAGUCCUGUCGCAAGGCUUAUAAAUAUCUCGCUAGUCUGCACGAGAACUGCAAAGAGCUGAUUCAGUCUGUAGAGGAAACGGGAUCGAUUUUGAGAGAAAUACGAGAUUUGGAGGAUCAGAUUGAAAUGGAAAGUCAGAAGAACACAG